CUGCAGGAGCCUUUUGCAGGUUUUCAUUUUUCAGCCCGGCCGAUCAGCUCUGCGAUGGAUGACGACAGCGUGUGCGUGAUAGAGUCGCCGUCGUCGUCCGAGGCCGACGACAACGACGACGUGGACUACAGCCCCACGGCGCCUCGGGCUCGCAAGGCGGGAACCAAGAACCGCGCGCCGGCGCCUAAGAAAGCGGCCGCCAAGAGAGCUGCGACACCGCGGCGAAAGCAACCCGAGCUGAUCGACCUGGUGUCGCCGGCUACCCAGGGCACGGCUUCUGGUACGAAGGCGGCGCCAGCAGCUGGUCGGAAACGGAAACUCGGUGCAGCUGCGGCUAAGUCAGAAGCCUCCAAUGGCGCCGAGGAAGCUGAAGCCAAGCCGUUGAAACGUGCCCGAACGGACUUGCCAGAUUACAUACCUUUGGAAGGCCCCAUGAGGCCUGCACCGCCCGUGCCUCCCAAGAAGCCCAUGGCAAGGCCCCGUCCUCGCAAGCCUGCGGCCACAUUACCAAAGAAGCUGAAGCUGGAGAAGGCAACAUCGUCGGUGUCCUCGGUAGCCAAGGACCCAACUGCCGGUACAACACCGGAUGCGGCGAUUGACGUGGAAGCCGAGUGGGAAGCCCGCUACGGCUGGCGCGUCGAGGAGGCGGUGGCCUCGACGGUCGGCGUGCAGGUGGAUGUAGUGCGCAACGUGGUGAACAUGCUGUCCAACGACUGCACCAUCCCGUUCAUCGCGCGCUACCGUCGCGAGCAGACGGGUGGCCUCCAGGCGGACGGACUGCAGGAUAUUCAGGACACCUAUGCCAGCCUUCUGCAAGUGAAGAAAAAGGCUCGCACCAUAUUGGAGACGCUGACUAAGGAAAACAAGGGGGACCCCAGCGUGCGCAAGCUCAUCAUUGGUGCACGCAGCAGCGUUGAGCUGGACCACUUGUACGCCCCAUACAAGGAGUCCAAGGGCCGUUCCCUGGCUCAGAGGGCCAAGAACCUCGGCCUCGAAGAGACGGCACAGCAGAUUCUUCGGGGAGAGGCCACCGUCGAGUCCAUCAAUCCCGAGAGCCUCGUCAAGGCCGACGUCAAAGGGUUGCAGUCGGCCAAAGAGGUUCUGCUCGGUUGGCAGCACAUCCUUGCCGACGUCCUCUCCAAGGACAGGACGGUCCUUGACUACUUGGCCAACAUGGCCAAGUCUCCUGGCAUCCUUCUGACGGCCAGCAAAAGUGCCUCGGCAGCCAAGCUGGAACGGCAGGCAGUCGCCGACGGCACGCCAGAGAUCUGUGACAAGAAGUACGACAACUACGCCAACUUUUCCAGAGACGUGCGGUCGGUGCAGCCUCACCAGGUGCUGGCCAUCAACCGCGGAGAGUCUCAGAAGGUGCUGACGGUGAAGCUGGUGCUGCCGCCGCGGUUAGCGCCGGGGCUCAAGCACUUCUGCGAGUCGUGCCUGCGCAACAUGGGCGUGAAAAUGCAGGGCCAGACGGCACAGCUGGUGCGAGACUCUAUCGAGGACGCCUACACGCGAUUGCUGGAGCCCCACCUCCUCCGCAGCAUAAGGUCACAGCUCACCAAAGAAGCCGAAAAGGAGUCUGUGAGCGUGUUUCGUUCCAACCUCCGGCAGUUGCUGCUCACACCUCCAGUCAGGGGCCACGCAGUGCUGGGCAUCGACCCUGGGUUCAAGCAUGGCUGCAAACUCGCUGCAGUCUCAGCCAACGGCAGUCUUCUUCAGCAUGCCGUCAUCUACCCUCACAGUGGCCACAAGGGCCCGGCUGCCAAUAUCUUGAGGCAGAUGGUCCACACACACAACUGUGACCUGGUGGCCCUGGGUAACGGCACGGCCUGCCGUGAGACCGAGGCAUUCCUCUCGGAGCUCAUCUCCAAAGGCUGCUUCGAGCCGGUCAAGCUCAAAUACUGCACAGUGGAAGAGAGCGGCGUCUCCGUCUACUCGGUGACCAAGGACGCCGAAGCUGAGCUCCCUGGCCUUGACCCGAACAUUCGCAGCGCAGUGGGCAUUGCGCGGAGAUUGCAAGACCCCCUGCUAGAGUACGUCAAGGUGGAGCCCAAGCAUCUUGGAGUCGGCAUGUACCAACAUGACGUGACCGAAUCGCUGUUGAAGAGCGCCCUGGAGGGAGUGGUCGUGGAGUGCGUCAGCUUUGUCGGGGUCGACAUCAACGUCUGCCCCGAGUUGACGCUCAGGAAGGUGUCCGGGCUGAAUGCUGGCACGGCCCGCAAUAUUGUGGAGUGGCGGACGACCAACGGUCCCUUUCGGAAUCGCCAGCAGCUGCUCAAGGUCAAACGACUGGGCAACAAGGCCUUUGAGCAGUGCGCGGGAUUUGUCAAAGUCUUUCCCGAAACUGCGUCGGCGGCAAAGCCAGCUGGUGAAGGCGCUACCCAAGAGAAGACGGCACAGCCUGCCAAAACCGCGAAAGGCAGCAGCAGCAAGGGCGACAGUUUCAACCCACUUGACAUGACUGUCAUUCAUCCGGAAUCAUACACUCUGGCAGAGCAUUUCAUCUCUCAUUUGGGACUGGACAAGGAGGCCAUCGGGAAGCCACACUUCAUCGAAAAAGUGCGGCAGGACACGGCCAAGUAUGGCGUCAACCAUUUUGUGAACCUACUGGGUGGCAGCAUAGCUACGAUGCAGCUUAUUGUGGACGCACUACAGCAUAGCGUCGAGUAUGACAUCCGCUCAGAGCAACACCAACCGUUGUUCAAGAGUGGGGUGCUCUCCCUGGACGAGGUGCACACGGGCCUCGAGCUCACGGGCAAGGUAAAGAACUGCACCAACUUCGGUGCCUUCGUCGACAUCGGCGUCGGCACCGACGGGCUCAUCCAUGUCAGCCAGAUGAAUGGCCAGACGGUUGCCCUGGGUGACCGUGUCACCGUGCGCGUCAUAAACAUCGAGAGGGACCGCCGGCGCAUCGGGCUGCGGCUACUGUCCAAGGGAUGAGCUACCACCGAGACAUUAAGGACACUUGGCCACUAAGGCUUCCCGUGUUUGUGUGCUUUGUGAGCAGCAGUGGGGCAGUCACCGCAAUGUUGCGGCAAGCAACAUUGCGGUGAUUGGCUUGCUGCGUACAUAGCCGUUGGCAGAGCCAGCAAUGGCUUUAAUAUUAAGAAUGUGUGAAUAUUUAUUUUUUAGUACGAAUUGAAUAUAUGUGUAUCAAUGCGACUUUCCAGUGGCUGGCUUGCCUCGUGCAGUCAUUGGCAGAGCCACCAAUGGCUUCACUAUUAAGGGCGUGCGAAUAUGUGAUUUUUCGACUACAAAUCGAUUAUUCGUGUAUAUCAAUAAAAUGUUGCAAAACAACGUAACAACAGUAUUUUACUUGAUUAUUUUCUUGAGGCUAUAUUUAUAGAAAAUUACAUGUGCUGUAUGAGGGAGCCAUGGGGUAAAGCUUGGUCAGUGACUUCUAAAAUAGAGGAGGCGUUGGCUUGGUGGAAAGGACCGCUCCUGUCACUCGUAAGGCCCCUCUCAUAUGCGUUCAGGAGGUCAGACAAACUUUGCAGGAAGGCAAAUGCGCACAUCACGCGUCGCUGUGCGCUAGAACAUGAUACAUGCAACUGCAGCGCAAGAAUGCACAGCCUAGUGGGCAGAAUGGGCAAAACUGGGCCACGGUCGGAGACUACCGUGCUCAAGUGAUGGUGUAUCGAAAUGCUUAGUAGUGUUCCAGCGUUCCCAUGAGCUGGACUGAAGUGGGAAGGCGUGCGCUUCGCAUUUGCCGCUAGCAUGGUCGGACUAGAGUGGACGGACGCGCUCGGUUGAUUUUUUGACAGCGAAGCUGUUUAGGGCCCCGUUAAAACAUACGCGUUUCACGGAAAGCCAGUUGCGCCAUGGCUGUAUCAGACCGAGCGGCGGAAGCCACUCGAUCAAAUACAGUCGUGGGACGCGCAAAGAAAGUACAUACUCCCAAAGAAGCAGCGCAUUGUGAAGCGAGGCUUGUCGUUGUGCGAGAAUGGAAACAACGAGCAGAUCCAGAAUACGUGGCCAGGGAAAGGGAGAAGAAUAGAUGAUGAGAAGAUACUGCCGAUCACCGUGAGUGGAAUGCUGUGCGUGGGCGAGCUCUACCUCAGGAUCCUGCCUAAGGGGGGGAAAGCCGAGUACGAGCGGCGCCCUGCUCGGCCAGCUUCUCUAUGUCUCAGCCCUUGCGCGGAUGAGUGCAAGCUUUUGCCUUCUUUUUCUUUCAUGCUCCUAGUGAAUUUUGUCGGCAACUCUGGGCCUUUAAAUGAGAGAAAUGCCGCGCUCUUUGGGCAGUGGAUGGUGCAGCAUGCAAUGGAGUUUUCUGCAUGCAACAGCAGCACCCUGCCACACAGCCUAUCGGGCAGAAAAAGCAAAACUGGGCCGUAUAACCGGACUAGGAGCAAACGCGAUGCGCACGUCACCCGCCUCUGGUCAAUGAUCUGACGAACCAUGUUGUCCCACCUUUCUUUUUUUUUUGACGUGUACUCCGCUUCUGCAGUGGGCUGGACCAGACAGGCGACUCACACUGGCAACAUUGGCGAAACCGGGCCGUUAAAUGGUAGCUGCGUAGCGCCCUCUGGUCACUGCAAGGGGCCCAUAUCUCACCGAGUAAAGUA
Molecule: messenger RNA, 4565 nt
Organism: Rhipicephalus sanguineus (brown dog tick)
Lineage: Eukaryota; Metazoa; Arthropoda; Arachnida; Ixodida; Ixodidae
Product: S1 RNA-binding domain-containing protein 1-like
Exons: 20
Coding region: 55-2940 (961 amino acids)
Biological process (GO): translation; nucleobase-containing compound metabolic process
Molecular function (GO): structural constituent of ribosome; mRNA binding
Source: RefSeq, a predicted model, not a curated record